UCGUUUUAUAAUCAUAGGCUCGCUCACAUCACUCCCUGUGUGUUUUAUUUAUAUUCCUAAUCCGGCUGCUGGCUGCUGAGUAUCUGUGCCAGUCUAGAAACUUCUGACAAACACCUGUAUGAGAGAAGGAAUUCUGCGUGCGCCGUCUUUACGGUAAAGCCGCUUGUUGAUCCCGCCCUCUCUGUGAUAGAAAACUCGGUGAUGUCGCUUCGUCUUUAACGAGCUUGACCCAGAACCCAGGGAAGGAGGGGAAAAGAGGGGAGAAAACACUAAAAAACGGAAUAGUCUGAAAGGGGUCGGGACAGGCUUUCCACGAGCAAGUCCAUUCCUCCCUGUUUCUGGGCUUGGUGGUUCGGUGACAUUCUACCCAUGAGCAACUAGAGCUCAACCUCUGACCUUGGUGUGAUCUCUCACCUCUACUACCAAACCACGCCCACAGGUGAAGUGUGUAUGGAGCAGUGUGAGAGCGCAGCGGCUCUGCUGGAGUCGGUCAGGGAGCAGGAGGUGCAGUUUGAACAGCUGACCCGGGCGCUGGAGGAGGAGAGGAGGAGAGUGGGCCUCCCCGCAACGAGCCCCUCGGCCCUGGGUCGCCCCCUCCCUCACACACAGAACGGGCGUUUAGGGGAUGCAGACAUAGAACGGCUGAAACUGACUGACUCAUAUAUAAACGGCACACAGUACAGAAUGGUGGACCCUGCACACGGCGCUCUCGAUGAGAGCUACACACCAGAGGACGACUCCCAGGAAGUGCACUCAGUCUUCUCUGACGAGGGAACCGCACGGCGGCCAGACAAUGGCAUGAAGAAACCAAUCUCGCGCACAGUCCUGCCUUCUGACUCGAUGUCCAUUGAUGGUGGCUUGUCGGUGCCUGGUAUGGGUGGCUAUAGCGCCACACUGGACCGUCCUUACAGGCAGGCUGUACCAGCAGACUACCCCACGGCCACAGUGCCCAGAAACUACCACUAUGGUCCUGUGGGCUAUGAUGACUACCGGGGUGGCCCACCAUCGGAGGCAUACACUAGCCUGAGCAGGGGCUCGCACAUGGACGAACGCUACAGGCCAGUUGACGGCUACAGGACCCUGGACUCUGGCUACCGGGCCCCAAGCCGUCAGCAGCUUGACCCGUAUGCAGCACAGCCCCAGGUGAGCCGGGGGAUGAGGGCGUUGGGCUCAGCUUUGGAGAUGCGGUAUGGCCAAGGCCACUACGCUCUGGAGGAUGACCAGCGCAGUGUGGGAUAUGAUGACUAUGGCAUGGGGCCUCCACCCAUUCACCCUGGGGGCUACGGUACCAUGCCACGCCUAGGGCCUGGCCCUGCUGGUAUGGACAGACGAAGACUCAGGAGCUGUGAGGACACUUUGGAUGGUGAUGUCGGAGGAGUUGACCCUUAUGCCUGGGGUGUUCCCAUGACGAUGGAGAGGGGGAGCAUGGCUUCACUGGACAGCACACUGAGGAAGCCUCCUCCCUCUUCAUGGAGACAGCCUGAGCUGCCAGAGGUCAUCGCCAUGUUGAACUACCGUCUGGACCCCGUCAAGACCAACGCCGCCGCCUUCCUCCAGCAUCUCACAUUCAAAAACGAUAAGGUGAAGUCAGAGGUGCGUCGCCUAAAGGGCAUCCCAGCCUUGGUGUCAAUGCUGGACCACCCCAGCAAGGAGGUGCACCACUCGGCCUGCGGAGCACUAAAGAACAUUUCAUACGGGCGAGAUCAAGACAACAAGAUCGCCAUCAAGAACUGCGAUGGAGUGCCUGCUCUGAUCAGGUUACUGAGAAAAACCCACGACCAGGACCUUACUGACACUAUCACAGGCACCUUGUGGAACCUUUCAUCCCACGACUCCGUGAAGAUGGAGAUUGUGGACCACGCCCUGCAUGCCCUAGCUGACGAGGUGGUCGUUCCCCGCUCCGGCUGGGAGCGAGGAAGCAACGGAGGAGAAGAGAGCUGCAAACCACGCCAUCUGGAGUGGGAGACCGCCUUGACCAACACUGCUGGCUGCCUUAGGAAUGUGAGCUCAGAACGCAGCGAGGCCAGGCGAAAGCUGAGAGAAUGCACAGGACUGGUGGAUUCACUCAUGUACAUUGUUCAAUCACAGAUCAACCGCAAAGAUGUGGAUAACAAGUUGGUGGAGAACUGUGUCUGCCUCCUGAGGAAUCUGUCCUAUCACGUUCACCGUGAAGUCCCCGGUUGCGAGCGCUAUGUAGAGGCCACGCCCCUCAACCAGGGACCACCCCCUGCCAACAAAGGUGGCUGCUUCGGCUCUCGAAAGGGCAAAGAUGAGUGGUUUUCAAAAGGAAAGAAGGAUGGAGAGGACGGGUCUGCAGAGCAGAUCGACAUUCCAAAGAGGACAACACCUGCUAAAGGUUACGAGCUGUUGUUCCAACCAGAGGUGGUCCGUGUUUACACAUCACUGCUCAAAGAGAGCAAGAACCCCUCGGUGCUGGAGGCUGCCGCUGGUGCAAUUCAGAACCUCUGUGCUGGCAGAUGGACUUAUGGUCGGUAUAUCCGGGCUACAGUGCGUCUCGAGAAGGGUCUUCCCAUGAUGGCUGAGCUACUGGCUCAUGGCAACGACCGUGUUGUUAGAGCGAUGUCCGGAGCCUUGAGGAACCUCUCCAUCGACAACCGUAACUGCCAACUGCUCGGUUUGCAUGCAGUGCCUCACCUUGUGGCCAACCUGCCUGGAGGCCAGAGUCAAUCUGGGCGCACUCUGUCAGAGGAGACAGUGGUUUCUGUACUGAGCACGCUGGCUGAGGUGCUAGGCAACAGUGUGGAGGCAGCAAAGACCCUCAGAGCCUCGCAGGGCAUUGAGAGGCUGGUGCUCAUCAACAAGGACGGCAAGCGCUCAGAGCGUGAGGUUCGGGGGGCCGGCCAGGUGCUGCAGCUCAUCUGGGCCCACAAAGAGCUGCGCAAGCCUCUUGAGAAAGAUGGCUGGAAGAAGACGGACUUCAUGGUCAACCUCAACACCACCAACGGUCCGAGCACCCGAGCCAACGGCACCUAUGAAGACAGCACCACACCACUGCUAGACAGAGGGGAGAAGAGGGACAUGAUUCCACUAAAUGACCUUGGCCCGGAGGCCUACUCUACACUGGACCAGAGGGAGAGAAGACACACUCUGGACGAAACCACAGACACUUUACCGCGAGGGGUGUAUGGGGGCAGAAAGGGCUCCUUGCCCCUGUUGGACUCCUACGAUGGUUAGCCCUCCCCCCCUCCCCUCUACCCCCCUCUGCAUGUAACAGCAUGAAAAACUGAUAGUGUGCAUCACCCAGACUGGGCCGUCCCUGCCCUACCACUGCUACUGAGGAGAGAAGAUCCAGAUGCACAGACUCUCUCCCCCUCCCGUCUCCCCUCCCCUCCCCUCCUCUCCUCUCCCUCUCUAUCACCACACAGAUGGGAUUACAAGAUGAGGGUUGGCAUCCAAAGAAAGUGGCCAUGUUGCAGGCAAAACGUUUCAUGCAACACACACACUUACAGAUACAUACACACCUACUUUUUACAACUUCAUUCAAUUGUAGCAGCAGAAAUAUAUUCAGUUUUUAAAUUAUAACUUUCCUGUAAAGGCAAUCACCUUUGUUGACAAUCAUUUAAUUCUGGUGUUGUCGUCCUGCUUUUUUUCUCUCUCUCUCUCUCUUCUUGCUAUUGUCAACAUUUUGGUAAAUUUUUGUCAUGCCAAUGCCCGCAUCCUAAUGACAAAUUUGUACGUAGACUUCUAUGUAGGGUAUAUACUGUAUAUAAAAAGAAAAUGGGGAUGACUGCAUUAGUUUUGGCUCAUUAAUUUAAAUCGUCCCUUUACAGGGAUCGUUGGGAGGUUCGGGACGGGCCGACAGAGCGACAGCCACCGUGUAGAUUGAGAAUGUUGUUUAUAUAGGAGUUAUUUUCCUGUCUAGAGUUAUUUUCUCUCAGUUGGGAUGAGCACAGGUGUAGACAAGAAAAGGGCAGGUGUGUGUAUAUUUGUCAUACAGAAAGCCUGUGGCCGUGAGUGUGUGGAAAAGUGGACCUCGGAAUGAGUGUGUUUUUGUGUGUGUGUGUGUGUGUGUGUGUGUGUGUGUGUGUGUGUGUGUGUGUGUGUGUGUGUGUGUGUGCACGGAUCAGACCCCUAAUACCACACGUUGAUUAUUUUAUCCGUUCAUGUUGCUGUUUUUAUAGUGUGCUCCUACUCCUGCGACAAAGCUUUGUUUUGUUUCGUUAGCUUUUAUGGACCAACCGCCUCCUUUUGUGUUUCAUACCGUUAUUCGCUAACUUUUUUUUUUUUCUUUCUCCUGAGUGAAAAAUAAGAAACUGAGCUGCUGUUUUUUACAUUUUGAUGUGGGUUUCACCAACGACAUCAGUGCAGCAAAUCAAAUUUGGCACUGAACUAUAUUUAAGAAGCUGGGAGCAUCGUACACUACCAAACCACUAAAACAUUUCCUGCUUCUGAAACCAUUCUACAGUAAAACAUUCACACUAUAGAAAGAGUCUAUGCUUCAUUUAGACAUUAAAGAACACUUUAGAGGGUCUCUUUGACAUAAUUAUUCUAUUCUAUUCUUUAAGAAAUCACUACUUGCUGUGUGUUUUUGCAAUAUAAAUGCUCAUGUUGGCAGUCUUGACAUGCCGAUUUACUAAAAAGAAACACUUUAAUAUGUGAGGCUUCUUCACUCAGAGGAGACUCGGACAGAUUUGGGAGAGACGCUGACUUUAUUUAAUUCGCUAGGUGGACAUAAAGCACAUUUUGGUCUGUGUUCCAUUUAUUUCUACCAUUUUUGUUGUGUUUUUUCCACUUUGUGUCAGGUUUGUUUGUAUUUUAUUUCGGGUUUUGUAUGUAUGGGAGCGGUGGGUGAGAGCAUUAUGCAAUUUGUUCAACUUUUUAGUCCCCAGUUUUACUCCUGAGUUGUUUUUAAGGCAAAAGAGACCAUCAUCUUUGUUUUGUUCUUUUUUUGUUUUUUACUCUCCACACACAAUAUAUUUGUAAUGUUGCCUAUCCAUGUAAAAUUAUGAUGUACCAUUCAUACCUGCCUUGGCUCUGAGAAGUUGCUUUUUUCAGUAAAGUAUGUAACUGGUAAUACUGUUGUUUUUAUAAAUAAAGAUCUUUUCUUAGACAAGA
Molecule: messenger RNA, 5076 nt
Organism: Epinephelus fuscoguttatus (brown-marbled grouper)
Lineage: Eukaryota; Metazoa; Chordata; Actinopteri; Perciformes; Serranidae
Product: catenin delta-1-like
Exons: 22
Coding region: 451-3195 (914 amino acids)
Biological process (GO): cell-cell junction assembly; cell-cell adhesion
Cellular component (GO): adherens junction; plasma membrane; cytoplasm
Molecular function (GO): cadherin binding
Source: RefSeq, a predicted model, not a curated record